UUAUAAACCCAAAAAGGGCAAAAACAACGAACAUAUCGUAAUCCCUUCGCUCUCUCUCUCUCCCCCCUUCUCCUCCUCCCUCCUCUAUAGUUGGUGUUUCUUCUAUAUAUACCCGCUUCUUUGAACUUCAUUAUUACUUCUUCUUAAACCUCCGCAUUUUUUAAUUCUUACAAAAAUUCAUUUAUUUCGAGUUCUCUAUUGUGUCGAAUUUGGGUUUUCUUCUGAAGAAUUCUGGUAAUUUUUCCCCCCGAUUUUGAUUUCUAGGGUUUUGGGGGGUUAUUAGGGGUUUUUCAUUAUCGAUUUGAGUUGAAGAUUCAAGAAUCCAGUCAAUCUGGCUAUGGAUUACGAGCCUUGUCCUUCUGAAAUCAGUGAAUACCGUAGAUACUGAUGAAGAUCUUCCUCCACCUCAAAAUAGAGUCCAGAGAGCGCCCCACAUCUUAGGAAACGGAAAUUCAAUGCUAGGUUCAGGACCGUAUCGCAGAGUGCAGGGAGACAUGGAGCAUCAAAUCCAUCAUCUUGAAAAGGAAGCCUAUUGUGCUGUUCUUCGAGCCUUCAAAGCGCAAUCUGAUGCAAUUUCAUGGGAAAAGGAAGGAUUGAUAACUGAACUCAGGAAAGAGUUGAGAGUUUCAGAUGAUGAACACAGAGAGCUUCUCGUGAGGGUCAACAAUGAUGAUAUAAUUUGCAGAAUAAGGGAAUGGAGGCAGGCUGGGGGUCAACAGGCUUUGGGUUCAUCGCGUCCUGUUAAUGAUGUUUCCAGCCCAACUCCUGUUUCCCGUAAGAAGCAGAGAACAGCACCAUCUCUUCCUACCCAUCCUGUACCACCUCCGGCUGGAGCUGUUGGACCGCGAGGCAGAAAACCCAGACAGUUCCCAUACAGUAACCAUGCUGCACAUGAAACUGCUAUACCUGGAAAAGGUGAAGAGUUGGUGGGAAUGAAAGUAUUGACCAGGUGGCCUGAUGACAACCAUUUUUAUGAGGCUAUUGUUUCUCGAUACAACGCAUCUGAUGGCCGGCAUGAGUUAGUGUAUGCUACUCAAACACCGGAAGAAUCUUUUGAGUGGGUCAAUCUCAGGGAGAUACCUUCUGAGGACAUCCGAUGGGUGAAUGACGGUCCUGGAUUUUCUCAUAGAGGAGGGGGGCUUGGGGAAAAUAGACCUAAGAACCAUAUUGGUGCAGUUCCAGGUGCUGGAAGAAAGAGCAAUAGGAGUGAGACUCAAAAUGGUGCUGGAAAUAUGACGGAUGAUAUCGAGAUUCUCCAUACUGACACUUUGAUUAAGGAGGUGGAAAAGGUGGUCGCUGCAAGUAAUCCUGACCGUCUUGAAAUUGAGAAGGCAAAGAAAAUGCUAAAGGAACACGAGCAAGCACUUAUCGAUGCAAUCUCAAGGCUUACAUAUGUGUCAGAUGGUGAUAGUGCUGUGACUUCGACCAGAUGGAGAUCAACAAUAUUAGCGUAGUGAAUCAAAAUUUGAUUGCAUCCGGAGCUGAUUGCACCCGGAGUUGGAAAUUAGCGAAAGCAUACAAGUUAGCUGGUGUUGAAGGUAGAGCGCAAGAGACAAGCACAAAAGAGCUUUAUCUGUGAACCAGAGGCACAAAUUUGAUGAACAAAUUUGAUGACUUACUGUUGGUCCUUGUAAUUGUUAUAGAACAGAUGAACUGGGGAAUUCUUUCUGAAAAUGACCAAGUAGUGAUCAGUAAUUGUAAAAGUAGGUUCCAUGUGAAAAUUAUAAUAUUUUGUUUGGAUGUGUAUUUAGAUAGUUUGUAAGAUAGUUUAGCAGGAAUAAUAACACGAUUUUGUUGA
Messenger RNA from Spinacia oleracea (spinach), 1798 nucleotides. RefSeq names its product protein EMSY-LIKE 3. Lineage: Eukaryota; Viridiplantae; Streptophyta; Magnoliopsida; Caryophyllales; Amaranthaceae. Gene Ontology annotation, biological process: defense response to fungus. The coding region runs from base 456 to 1454 and encodes 332 amino acids. The record is from RefSeq and is a predicted model, not a curated record. Gene Ontology annotation, cellular component: nucleus. The transcript is spliced from 10 exons.